CCCGCGCGCUGGCCCGCAGGCCCGGCGAGGCCGGAGAGGAGCCUCCGGGGCCGAGGAGGAGCCAGAGGACUCCAUCGAGCGCCGGCUCCACGGAGGCAGAGUGUGACUUCUGGGACUGUCUGAGAACCCCAUGUGUCACUCCAGGGCCGUGAUAACAUGAAAAGCACCCACCCCCAAGGUUCUUCACACACCGUUGCAGGGAGAGUCCUUGAGUGUCUGGCGGCUGACAACAUGCACCAGCAGUGGCUCCUGCUGGCCGCGUGCUUCUGGGUGAUUUUCAUGUUCAUGGUGGCCAGCAAGUUCAUCACGCUGACCUUCAAAGACCCGGACGGGUACAGCGCCAAACAGGAGUUUCUGUUCCUGACAACUGUGCCAGAAGCCGGGAAGACGCGAGAAGAAAAGCACUUUGCCGAGGAUCCGAAGCCCACUGGGAGGAUGCCUCCGGCUGCCCCUCUGAUCUAUAUGGAGCGCCUGGAGCUCAUCAGGAACGUCUGCAGGGACGAGGCCCUGAGGAACCUCUCGCACACUGCGGUCUCCAAGUUUGUCCUGGACCGCAUAUUUGUCUGCGACAAGCACAAGAUUCUUUUCUGCCAGACCCCCAAGGUGGGCAACACCCAGUGGAAGAAAGUGCUGAUCGUGCUCAAUGGAGCGUUUCCUUCCAUCGAAGAGAUUCCCGAAAACGUUGUUCAUGACCGGAAGAACGGCCUCCCUCGUCUCUCCUCCUUCAGCAAAGUGGGAAUUGAGAAGCGAUUGAAAACGUACUUCAAGUUUUUUAUUGUAAGAGAUCCCUUCCAGAGACUCAUUUCUGCAUUUAAGGACAAGUUUGUUCAUAAUCCCCGUUUUGAGCCUUGGUACAGGCACGAGAUUGCCCCUGGCAUCAUCAGGAAAUACAGAAAGAACCGGGGGAUCCAGUUUGAAGAUUUCGUGCGCUAUCUGGGUGAUCCAAACCACAGAUGGCUGGACCUUCAGUUUGGGGACCAUAUCAUUCACUGGGUGACGUAUGUCGAACUCUGUGCACCUUGUGAGAUAAAGUACAGUGUGAUUGGACACCACGAGACCCUGGAGGAGGAUGCCCUGUACAUCCUGAGAGAGGCCGGCAUAGACCACCUGGUGUCCUACCCCACCAUCCCACCGGGCAUCACCGUGUAUAACAGAACCAAGGUGGAGCGCUACUUUCUGGGCAUCAGCAAACGAGACAUCCGGCGCCUGUAUGCACGUUUUGAAGGGGACUUUAAGCUCUUUGGGUACCAGAAACCAGAUUUUUUGCUAAACUAAUGUUUAGGACCCAUGAAUCCAGAUAUCUCUGUUAGACUGGGGGCUAGCCAGGUAGAGGUCUGAGCACAGAAAUGACACUUUCUCCAUGACACCUCUCCUUAAGACUCCUGAGGCCUCCCCUGAUCCCGAGGGCCUCUCCCCCACCUGUUAUCAGGAAGCCGCUGGCCUCACCUUGG
Messenger RNA from Marmota flaviventris (yellow-bellied marmot), 1451 nucleotides. The record is from RefSeq and is a predicted model, not a curated record. NCBI's taxonomy places the organism in Eukaryota, Metazoa, Chordata, Mammalia, Rodentia, Sciuridae.